Messenger RNA from Dalotia coriaria, 2496 nucleotides. RefSeq names its product SID1 transmembrane family member 2-like. The record is from RefSeq and is a predicted model, not a curated record. Gene Ontology annotation, cellular component: plasma membrane; lysosome. NCBI's taxonomy places the organism in Eukaryota, Metazoa, Arthropoda, Insecta, Coleoptera, Staphylinidae. Gene Ontology annotation, molecular function: RNA transmembrane transporter activity; double-stranded RNA binding. Gene Ontology annotation, biological process: RNA transport.
UGUUAGGUUCAUUUAUCCAGUCGUUGUUCACCACUUCGUGUGUCGUGCGGAUCAAUUUUUAUUUUUGUGUUUUUCAUAAUAAUUAAUAAAAAAAUCAUGUGUGGAGACAUUUUGAAAUUUGUGUUAGUGUUACUUACAUGUGCCCUAUUGCCAAUCAAUGGUGAGAUUAAUAUUGGUGAAACCGGAAAAGUGUACUCCUUCAAAAUCACUUCCGAUGAAAAUGUCGAAUUUAAUUAUACAAUCCAUAAACAAUUGUGGGAUUCCCCGAAUUACCAACCAUAUCGUGUGGAAGUGAGCGCUAUUGACGCCAAUCGAUCGCAUCCGGUUUUCGUCGUUGUACGUCAAGCAAAAAGCAUUCUUUCAUGGCAGUUGCCAUUAUUAGUCGAAGCACCCAAUCCGGAUGUGAUUGAUCCCUUUGUUGAAUACAGGAAUACUUCAAGGAUAUUAUGUGAGGCAAUGUAUGAAUAUGCUCCUGGACAUUCCCAUACUUCUAUCACAUUACAAAAAGCAAACCGGAAAAAUCCCAAUUUCAGCAUUUUGUUAUCAACAUACUCAGAGAAGCCUGUGUCAGUAAUGGUCCGCGCACUUCCGGUGCCAUUUUAUGACGUCACACCAAAUCGAAACUACGACGCUGUUUUCAGUCCCAGUGAACCAGUGUACUUUGUGUAUGAAUUCCCUGCGAAGGAUGUGGAAACUGUGCAUUUGAAAGUUACCUCGAUGGAUGAUGUCUGUUUCACAGUGUCAAUCCAACCACACAUUUGUCCUAUAUAUGACCUUCAGGAUCAUAUAACCUAUCAGGGUAAAUACCAAACAGUGUCUAAAAAUGGCGGACUUAACAUACAAAGGAAAGAAUUUGAACAAUCAAGUUUCGUGAUUGUUUUUGUUGCCCACGCUGAUAACUACUUGUGUGACAAGCACGCAGGGGUGCCACAUACAGAGGAAACAAAAUUCGUCGAAAACAAACAAAUCUCCCGAGUUCAAUUCACCAUCAUCGAACGUAAAGAAUCCUCAAGUUUUAAGGCAAUCAUCAGUCUUCUUGGAUUCAACACAAUUUUCUGUGUUUGUAUUCUCUUACUUACCUGUUGUUUCUAUCAAUGUGGAGGAUAUUACUACAAAGACCAUGAUCAAUCAGAUUUCAGGCGUGAUUGUGCUUUGACACCAGAUAUCGUCGACGCCAUGCAGAACAGUGAAGAACCCAAGCUGUCAACGUUCAAUGGUCAAGGCAAACGAAAUCAAAGAAUUGCAAUGAAUUACCUCUGGCAUAUUGCAAACAUUGCUAUCUUUUAUAGCCUACCAGUGGUGCAACUGAUGGUAUUCUAUGACCGAAUGGUGAGCAGUACUGGAAACUUAGACCUUUGUUAUUACAACAGUCUGUGUUCACACCCGCUGUAUUUCCAAGACUUCAAUCACAUCUUUUCGAAUCUCGGCUAUGUUUGCUUUGGCGUGUUGUUUCUUAUCAUCACCGCAUUCCGUCACAGGAUGCCAUCGCGACCCAAAUGUGGUAUUCCAAGGUUAUAUGGAUUAUAUUACGCUAUGGGUCUGGCUUUGGUCUUGGAAGGUGUCCUUUCUGGUUGUUAUCACAUAUGCCCGAAUCAAUCCAACUUUCAAUUCGAUACAAGCUUCAUGUACGUGAUGGCAGUGUUAAUCAUUGCAAAACUCUAUCAAAACCGCCAUCCUGCAGUACAAGCAAGCGCAUACAGUACUUUUACAGUUCUAGGCUUGGCUGUAAUGAUCGCCAUGCUCGGAAUCAUCUACAAUUCGUUGAUUGUGAUGAUUGUAUUCUAUGUUGCCUUCGUCAUAUUCUGUUUAUACUUGGCGUUUAAGAUUUACUUCUUCACGAAUGUCACCGGACGAAUUCUCACUGUAUGUGGGAAUGUUUGUGAUGAUGGCGUGAGUCAUUGCGUACCAAAUCGGCCAUGUCAGCUUUUUUUCGUUUUUGCGGGAUUGUCAGUCAAUUCUGCUAUGGCUCUGAGUGGAUUUGUGCUGUAUCCAAACAUAGUUGACUUUGGGACUUACUUAUUGAUCAUUUUAAUGGGCAACGCCAUCAUGUAUUGUAUAUUCUACAUUAUAAUGAAGUUGUUGACAGGUGAACGUAUUUGUUGUGAAGCAAUGUUUUACGGUUUAUUGGCUGUUUUGUUUUGGAUUUCCGGCAGUUAUUUCUUUUUUAAUGCUGCUACACAUUGGUCGAAAACUCCUGCACAAUCACGUUUAUCAAACCAAGACUGCAUUUUGUUUGAUUUCUACGACACUCAUGAUAUUUGGCAUAUUUUAAGCGCGCCUGCGCUGUUUUUUACCUUUUCCAUGCUCAGCGCACUGGACUUCGACUUGGUCAACACCAAACAGAAUGAUAUCAAUGUUUUCUAGGCUUCUACGUGUUUUUAUAGUAGUAAUAAUGUAUCAAUUUGCGUAUUUUCGUGUUGGAUGUCGUUUGCAGACGUCGCGAGCAAAUAAAUCCACGUAAUAUACGAAAAUCUGUGUUUGACAGCUUGCUGAUGA